Molecule: messenger RNA, 4662 nt
Organism: Paramisgurnus dabryanus
Lineage: Eukaryota; Metazoa; Chordata; Actinopteri; Cypriniformes; Cobitidae
Gene: ptar1
Product: protein prenyltransferase alpha subunit repeat containing 1
Biological process (GO): protein prenylation
Cellular component (GO): cytoplasm
Molecular function (GO): protein prenyltransferase activity
Source: RefSeq, a predicted model, not a curated record
ACUCGCGUUCUGAAAAUGGCUGAGUCGGAAGAGGAGGUGGAUGUGUUGGUCCAGAGAGUUGUGAAAGACAUCAAUAACGCCUUCAAAAGAAACCCUAACAUCGAUGAGAUCGGGCUCAUUCCCUGCCCGGAGGCCAGAUACAACAGAAGCCCUAUCGUCCUGGUGGAGAAUAAACUGGGAGUGGAGAGCUGGUGUGUCAAGUUUCUUUUGCCCUACGUGCAUAAUAAACUCCUGCUCUUCCGGCAGAGGAAGCAAUGGUUGGACCGGGAAGCACUUGUAGAUAUAACCUGCACGUUGCUUCUCUUAAAUCCAGACUUUACCACUGCUUGGAAUGUCAGGAAAGAGCUCAUGCAGUGUGGCAUGUUAAACCCUGAGAAAGACCUUUACCUGGGCAAACUCGCCCUGACGAAGCAUCCGAAAAGCCCAGAGACGUGGAUCCACAGGCGAUGGGUGUUACAGAGGCUACAGAAGGAGUGUUUUUCCUCUGGAUCAGAACCGAAGGGACAUGCUGAACCCAGGGGAGAUGCUGAGACGAGGAGGCAAAUCGAGCGACUGCAGAGAGCCACGCAGGAGGAGAUGAGAGUCUGCGCAGAUGCAGCCGGCCGUUACCCCAGCAACUACAAUGCCUGGUCCCAUCGCAUCUGGGUGCUGCAAAACAUGGCUAAAGGCAAUCUUAAGAUUUUGCACGAUGAACUGUCCUCCACCAAGCACUGGGUGUCCGUGCACGUGUCCGAUCACAGCGGAUUCCACUACCGUCAAUACCUGCUAAAAACCCUGGCCGGAGAACUGAGCCAAGUCGGAGAGAAGGAUCAGCAGGCCAACGGAGAAGACACGGCAGGCACGUCCAAUGACGGUCACCGUAGCGAUGUCAUCCCUCAGCUCUUCCAUGAAGAGAUUGAGCUCUGCACUGACCUCAUGGAAACGUACCCGGGCCACGAGGCGCUGUGGUGCCACAGGCGUCACGUCUUUUAUCUGUGGCAUCAGUGGAGGAGGGAGCUAGGAGCGCGGUCCCCACCUCUCACCCACACUGACGUCCUCCUUAGCAAGGAGACCUGCGAUGACGUCAGCACCUCCCAGGCCAUGGACAUUGACUGCCUUCUGGACGGGGCCAAACACGGAAGUUACAUGCAGGAUACCAAGCGACUAAAGCGGGGACCGCUGGUUCCCCACCCCGGACUUUCUUCCGAGCACACGUUCAUCUCUAGAAUCCUCACGGACUGCCGAAGCCCUGAGCAAAAUCGCUUUGCAGUCGCCUACAGAAAGUGGCUGGAUUCUGUUAUAGGUCAGUAGCGUGAGAAGUAGUCGGCCCGCCUUCAGGUGGGAGAGCUGUGAUGGGUCAAUUUUAUUUCUGGCUCCGACCACCCACACCGGGCACCCUGGAGCGACUGGAUUCCAUGCCGAGAGAUUCUGCUGGACAAAUUCCCUCUCAUGAUGAAAACCCAUGACCAAAGUGUUUCAGCUAAUUUAGUUCAGGUACUGAAAAUCUCAGGUCAGGUCUUGUGCUCUUUUUCCGAUGGAAAUCUGUGACUAUCUUCAUAUAUGUUUUUGUUGUUUUUAUACUGUUAACAGUCUUCCAUCAUAAAUCAAUUUCAGUGUGUUCUCAUCAUCCAGUCUGCUGUUUUUGUGAUUUCUGUCAGGAGUCUUAAAUGCACGCUGUGGUGCGCACUAAAGAGAGCACUCUGACCCAGUUUCCCUCUUUGUUUAAUUGAGGCCGACCGGAUCUGAAUCCUCCGUACGGCUGCUCUCUCUUAACUUUUGUACAGAAGCAUGGAAGUUUUACUAUGAAUAUCUUAAUGUUUUGCUACAAUUGGUAACAAGAGCACAAUACAGUUUAAAGAAGACCUAAAAACCUAAACUGAUAUUUUAAACCACUUAAAGGGACAGUUCACCCAAAAAUGAAAAUUAUUUAUUCACCCCCAAGCCAGUCUUGAUGUAUACAAUUAUUAUUAUAUACUAACACAAUAUUAUGCAUAUAAUAUUAUAGAGUUAUGUUAGAAACUGUCCUGGCGGUUCCAAGCUUUAUAAUGGUAGUAAAUGGUGCUUCGGAUUUGAAGCCCAAAAAAGUCCAUCAAUCCUUUACAGAUGGAAUCCACAUGGAUCCAGUGGGAUAAUAAAGGCCUUCUAAGGGUGAUCUGAUUUUGUAAGAAUAAUAUCAAUGUUUAAAACUUGAACAAUUAAAAUAACUAGCUAUCGGUAACAACUGAGGUGCGUUUCCAGAUGUGGUGUGUCAUCUUAUUUCCACCACAUCUCGUGUGCUAUGUCAUACGCCGAAAGCGCACUCUCUCGUGAACACAUGUCGGCCAUGUGGAUUAUUUCUGUGAAGGGUGGUUGCACUUUUUUGGGUUUCAAAUCAGAAGCACCAUUUACUUCCAUUAUAAAGCUUGGAACAGCCAGGACAUUUUCUAAUGUUACUUUGAUUGUGUUUGUCUGAAUAAAAGAUAAUCAUAUACAUAGAAAAUGUUGUGGUGGUUCCAAGCUUUAUAAUGGAAGUAAAUGGUGCUUCUGAUAUGAAGCCCAAAAAAAUAAAUAAAGGGCCUUCUGAGGGUAAUCUGAUUUUGUAUUAAAAAUAUCAACAUUUAAAACUUGAUCAAUUAAAAUAACUAGCUAGCGGUAACGGAUGAGAAGCGUUCACGAGAGCGUGCGUUUCCGGUGUAUGACGUAGUGUCUCGUCUUAUCUCUGCCACAUCUCGUGCACUACGUCCUAUGUCAUACUCUGAAAACGCACUCUCUUGUGAACAUGUGUCGGCCAUGUGGAUUAUUUCUGUGAAGGAUGGAUGGACUUUUUUGGGUUUCAAAUCAGAAGCACCAUUUACUUCCAUUAUAAAGCUUGGAACAGCCAGGACAUUUUCUAAUGUUACUUUGAUUGUGUUUAUCUGAAUGAAAGACAAUUAUAUACAUCGAGGAUGGCCAGGGGGUGAGUAAAUCAUGGGGUAAUUUUUAUUUUUGGGUGAACUAUCCCUUUAAACCGUAUUCUGCACAUGAUAAUAAUAAUAUACUGAAUUUCUCUCUUAGAAUGGGGGUCCUGAUCUCAUUCAGGUGAACAGGCUAAUUGUAUUUCUGGAAAAAAUGAUAUAAUUUUGGGACGUUUAAGUCUUCAAGCACAUUCGUCACUCAUUACAGUAACAAAGGGCGAGCAGACGCGAACGAAAGUCCACUUUACAUGAAGCAUUUAAGCACAAAUUUGGCUUCUAGUUCAUCCAGGUGGCCUCACAGAUGCAUGGGUUUUCAUAAUGAAAGGGAAUUGCAGAAACAAACGUGGCUGAAGAAACGAAAGGCCAUCUGGUGCAGAAUGGUGCUUAUUCUCUGCAUCGGAGGACCGGGGAUCUUAAAGGGCCUGGAUUUACAAAUGCUGCUUUUUGUUUAACACUAUUUUGAACUUAAAGUAUAUUUAUGCAAAUGUUGAAAGUGAAAUGUCUGAGCUAAUAAGCUGUUAGAGACAGUUGUGAUCGACUCACUCAGUAAUUAUUAACAUGUAAUAAACUUUGAAGUUUCACAGGCUUCAUCUUGCAUUAACAAAUUCAUUCACUCACAGCUUAUUUAUAUAUGCACAGGUUUUAUGAAACUUCUCCUCUUAAAUAAGAAAAAUGCCUGUACUGUAUAUGCAAACCUAUUUUGGUUAGAUAAACCCAUGUCAGUCUCAGCACAUCUAUAAGGCUUGCAUUCGAUGAGUUUCACUUUAGAAAUAUCUAUUAGUGUCGCUCUUUUGUUUUUUUGCACAAGCAUUAGAUUUAUAAAACUAUUUUAGUGAUUAUAAUUUAAAGCGUCCAUUUAUAAUAUAAUUCUGUCCAGUGUUUCUUUAUCUUUCCAAAAUGCUAAUUCACUGACAGCUUUAUAUCAAUUAUAUCUCCACAUAAAUGCCAAUGUGUGUGCGCAGGUGCUUGUUUUAAGUUAUAUUGUAAGAUUUUAGUAUCGUUUUCUUUUCACAUGCCGUUAAUGAUCAAAACAGAGGCCUGCCAUGAAGACAUAAACCUGGAUGAAUCGAUGUUAAGAGCAAAUAAUCCCUUGUAAAGUUGAUCUUUUGAGGGAUUUGGUCUUUUUUAUGAAUGCGUACAUAUUUAAAAACUGCAAAUAGAUUGGAAAAAGCAGUGGUAAUUUUAUUCCCGAAUCCAUGAUAUGUCGUAUCACCUUUUUGCUGGUCUGUUACGUGUGUAGCGCUUUCAAACUCAUCAUUGUAUUUCAUUAUUUUUCUUUUAUGACCCAUACGUGCAUAGAAGAGAAAAAAUUGCUUUUUGACUCCCUGCGUGUAAUAAAACAUUAUUUGCAUUAAUAAUUUUUCAACUUGUACAAUAUGAAAUGGCUCGUCAUGAUACAUUCAGGUUUAAAUGUGUCUUUGAAUUAAAUUAAGGACGCAGUGUUUUUCUCAUUUGCUAUUUUACUAUAAUGCAUAUCAUCAUAAGGAACUUUCAUCAUCGGUACGUUUAUGCAGUAACAUCUUACAAUCUUAUUAAGCUUUAGCUAGAAAAAAACGAACGUAGCCUUGGAUUUUAUAUCGUUCCCAGAUAUUAUCAACUGUGAUAAGCUUUAGGUUUUUACAGCCAUAACAACCAAUAUUUGUAGCAUCCCACCUCUAAAUGUAUUUUAUAUUUAUUUGUAGUAAAAUAAAAACUGUAUUGUACUUGUUUUUCAUUUGCCUAGCACAUUAAAUAAAGUAUCUCAAACUCA